Molecule: messenger RNA, 3858 nt
Organism: Penicillium argentinense
Lineage: Eukaryota; Fungi; Ascomycota; Eurotiomycetes; Eurotiales; Aspergillaceae
Product: inositol polyphosphate kinase VIP1
Exons: 3
Coding region: 1-3858 (1285 amino acids)
Biological process (GO): inositol phosphate biosynthetic process; inositol metabolic process
Cellular component (GO): cytosol
Molecular function (GO): inositol hexakisphosphate kinase activity; diphosphoinositol pentakisphosphate kinase activity; 5-diphosphoinositol pentakisphosphate 1-kinase activity
Source: RefSeq, a predicted model, not a curated record
AUGGAUGCCGACAAUGACCAGAACAGCAGCGCUCUGGGCAGCAAGGAGUCGUCAAAGGGUAUAUUGGACAGCUCCCGGUCGCCGGUCCCACCCAUGGAUUUGAAUCAGAGAGACCAACCAGUCGUGGAUGGAUCGAUAAAACCGCAAGCUCAGCCCAGUCACGGCCACAUGAAGCCGCACAAGCCUGAUGCGACCCAGGAUCUGCGCUCUGCUCCUUUGCUCGGAAAUUUGACUCGCUCAUCUAGCCGUGCACCGCGGAGAUUCAGUGGGAGCACAGCAGCGAGUACCGCAGCCAGCUCUAUCAGCGAGAUAGACCAACCCGCCGCUCCAAGGCCUUGGAGGAUCGGAGUUUGUGCCUUGGAUGUCAAAGCACGGAGCAAGCCAAGCCAGAACAUCCUCACCCGGCUCCAGUCCAAAGGCGAAUUCGAGGUCAUAGUUUUUGGCGACAAGGUCAUCUUGGACGAGGCCGUGGAGAACUGGCCGGUGUGCGAUUUUCUAAUUGCUUUUUUCUCGGAUGGGUUCCCUCUGGACAAGGCGAUCGCAUACGCUAAACUGCGGAAACCAUACUGUGUCAAUGACCUCCCCAUGCAGAAGGUGCUAUGGGAUCGCCGAUUGUGCCUGAUGAUUCUGGACCAGAUGGGCGUCCCGACUCCUAAGAGGCUGGAAGUGAAUCGCGACGGCGGACCGGUAUUGGAAUCCUCCGAACUCGCUCAACACAUCUACCGAUUGACGGGCGUGAAGUUGGAAGGCCCUGAGGACGGGACCGGAGGCGGAGCCCCUAGAACACAGAAAGUGUCCAUGUCCGAGGACGGAGAAGCUUUGGUGGUGGAUGGAAAGGUUUUUCGAAAGCCCUUCGUCGAAAAGCCAGUGAAUGGCGAAGAUCACAACAUUCACAUCUACUUCCCCAACGACCAACAGUACGGAGGUGGAGGACGCAAGCUCUUCCGCAAAGUUGGCAACAAAAGCUCGGAAUACGAUCCCAAUCUUUCCGUGCCAAGGUCAGUCACAGAGACGGAGACUAGUUAUCUCUAUGAGCAAUUUCUGCGGGUGGAUAAUGCCGAGGACGUCAAGGCCUACACUGUAGGACCAGACUUCUGCCACGCGGAAACGCGGAAGUCUCCCGUGGUGGAUGGGCUAGUUCGUCGAAAUACCCAUGGCAAAGAGCUUCGAUAUAUCACCAAACUGAGCAAGGAAGAAGCCACGACCGCUUCCAAAAUCUCUAAUGGAUUUGGGCAGAGGAUCUGCGGCUUUGACAUGCUGCGCGUGGGCGACAGAAGUUAUGUCAUCGAUGUAAAUGGAUGGAGUUUUGUCAAGGACAAUAACGACUACUAUGACAAGUGUGCCAAAAUCCUUCGCGAUACCUUCAUGAUCGAGCGGCGCAAGGCCGAUGGGUCAUUGGAAGCUUCAGAGCCCCCAUCGCCAGACAUGGGCCCUUCCAGAAGAAGUACAGCAGGCUCUCAUCGACAGGCAUUGAAGACUUUGCUCAAAUCGCCCAGCACAUCCAGGCUAUACGGUGCUCAGAAUUCCCACAAAGCUCAUGAAACAGCCUUGUCCGAUGUUUCGACAACCACUCCUUCACUUGCAUCUUCCUCCGGCCUCGAGAGCGCUGAUACAGCCGCUAGCAUCAACAACUUGGCCUCCCGAGAUGGCCGCUCUGAUUCUCGCGGGUACAGUCCCAACAACACAAAAUCCCCUGCGCUAUCGCUUCACCAUGCCAACGAAGAAGCUCCUCCACCACCUCUUCCUGCCUCUAAGCAUUCAUGGAAACUGAAAGGAAUGGUGGCUGUUAUACGGCAUGCGGAUCGUACUCCGAAACAAAAGUUUAAAUUCACUUUUCACAGCCAGCCUUUCGUCGAUCUUCUGAAAGGUCAUCAGGAGGAGGUGGUGAUCAAGGGGGCCGGAGCAUUGUCCAGUGUUUCUGAUGCUGUCAAGAUUGCCAUGGAAAAAGGACUGGAGGAUAUGGAAAAGUUGAAACUGCUUCGUACUUCCUUGGAGAAGAAGGGUGGAUGGCCUGGAACCAAAGUCCAGAUCAAGCCCAUGUUCCGGAAGCGAAGACCCGAAGAAAUGCGCGAGCAGAGCUCUUCCUCCACGGCGACCCCCACGGCCCCAUUAGGCGAGGCGGGUUAUGGAGAACAGGAACCAAUGUCUCCGAUAGCUGCAGAAGCCACUUCGGAGAGCGAAGCCCUGCGGAGGUCUCAGACGCGCAGUGACUCUAUGUCCGGUCCGACCUUCUCUCGAUUUUCUGCGGUUGAGAAUGAUUUGAUUCUGGAUAAACUACAACUUGUCAUCAAGUGGGGUGGGGAACCGACACAUGCUGCUCGCUAUCAGUCGCAGGACCUUGGACUUAACAUGCGAGAUGACCUGAAGUUGAUGAACAAAGAGGCUCUCAAUAAUGUCCGACUCUUCACCAGCUCGGAACGAAGAGUGAGCACGAGUGCACAAAUCUGGGCUUGUUCAUUCCUCGACCAGAAAGAAAUUCCCGAAGGGUUUUUACAAGUUCGAAAGGACCUGCUCGAUGACUCAAAUGCUGCAAAGGAUGAGAUGGAUAAGGUCAAGAAGAAGCUUAAGCUGCUUUUGAGAGAGGGCUCUGCGCCUUCGCAAUUUGCAUGGCCCAAAGACAGCAAUAUACCCGAGCCAUCUGUCGUCUUGGCCACAGUGGUUGAGUUGAUGAAAUUUCACCGGAGUGUCAUGCGCCACAACUUCAAGAAACUGGCGGAUAGCUCCAGUACCGCACCAAAUUUUGCCAAGAACCCAGAUGAAAACAACUAUGUCGAUCUGCAAUCCGAGAGUCUUGAGAUCUCCAACAUCCAGGGACGUUGGUGUGCCGGAGAGGACCCACGACUUUUCAAGGAACGAUGGGAAAAGCUCUUUGCCGAGUUCUGUGACACAGAAAAGGUGGACCCGAGUAAGCUUUCCGAGUUAUACGAUAGCAUGAAGUUCGACGCUCUACAUAACCGCCAAUUCUUGGAAUGGGUUUUCAUGCCUCCGGACAAUGAUCGCGAGGAUGAUGAUGAAUGCAGCCUCAAAGGCAAGGGCUCGGCCAAAUCUGACUCGGCUUCUGACGGAAAACUCGGGUCCGACGUUUCCAUGGAGAAGACCGACGAGCGAGCUGAGAAUCAGACAUUUGCCCACCGACUGGGACUGAAGAAGCGACUUCAUGUGCCGGAGUCGUUGCCACACCUUCGUGCACUCGACGAAUCGUACGACCAUUAUUUCAAGCUCUUCCCGGGUUCUAACUCCAGCAAAUGCAAGAUGGAUGAGCGUCUCUCUAAACUUCGAGAGCUGUACAAAUUGGCAAAGGUGUUAUUUGACUACGUGACGCCUCAGGAAUAUGGCAUCACGGACAGCGAAAAAUUGGAGAUUGGCCUCCUCACCUCGCUUCCCCUUCUCCAAGAGAUUGUUCACGACCUGGAAGAGGUCCAAGCCUCUGAAGAUGCAAAAUCCUUCUUCUAUUUUACAAAGGAGUCUCACAUCUACACACUCAUGAACUGCAUUUUGGAGGGUGGCAUACAGACCAAGAUUGCUCGCAGCGCCAUCCCAGAGCUCGACUACCUCUCUCAGAUUUGCUUCGAGCUCUACGAGGCCCGAGAUAGCGAGUCGGAUGUCAAUUCCUACUCCAUUCGGAUUUCCAUCAGUCCGGGCUGCCACGCUUUCGACCCGCUUGAUGUGCAACUCGACUCCCGGCACGCCAUCGGUUGUGCCCCGCGCCGUAGCCUGACUGCGCAUCAAGACUGGAAAGAGGUGAUUGAGACAUUGAAGGCCAAGUUUGAUACAGUCAAACUCCCAAAAUCAUUCAUUGCCGUCAAUUUGAGUGACAAACACCUUGCCCCCCAGCCCGACGAACAGCAGAGCCCAUGA